Messenger RNA from Amphimedon queenslandica, 1242 nucleotides. Its product is annotated as cycloeucalenol cycloisomerase-like. NCBI's taxonomy places the organism in Eukaryota, Metazoa, Porifera, Demospongiae, Haplosclerida, Niphatidae. The coding region runs from base 14 to 784 and encodes 256 amino acids. The transcript has a single exon. The record is from RefSeq and is a predicted model, not a curated record. Gene Ontology annotation, molecular function: cycloeucalenol cycloisomerase activity.
AACUCUGUCUGCAAUGAUGGCAGCUUUCAUGAGGAGCAAAAGAAAGGGAGAAAAAGUUGUACUAUAUUACACCAUAGCAUGGAUCAGCUCAAUGGCUCUCAUAGUAAAACUUAAACUCUACGAGUCCUUUGAUUCAGAAGACUACAUAAAGAUAGGAUUGGCUCUUUCAAUACCUUGCUUUCUCUUACAAUUAUUAAGCAAAGAGGAGUCUCUACCAUUCUACAGGCAGUAUUUAUUUAAAGCAAACCUCUUUGUGGGUAUUAUCGGUUAUCUGGGCAAUCAUUUCUACACUCAUUACUUCUACAAUGUUCUUGGUAUGCGAUACACUGGUCCUUUGUCAGGCGGGAUAAGAAUAAACGACGUACCUUUAUCCAUGUACCUAAUGACACAUCCUUAUUUCCUCUCCUACCACGUUCUCGUCAGUCCAGUUAUACGCGUUUUUAGACGUGCUCUCUCCGGCAGGCACUACUUGUUAUACCACAGUUGCUUUGGGGUAUUUGUUUACAUAAUUGCCGUGACAACAGCUUUCAUUGAAACCUACACAAUCAGCAGUUUCCCUUACUAUACUUACCCAGACUUUCAUGAAAUGCUAACUUACGGUUCUCUCUUUUAUGGGCUGUUCUUUCUAGUUAGCUUCCCUCUGUUUCAUUUUAUUGAUGAAUCCACAGAAUGGCCUUUAAAGAGCGUGGCAAUGAGUGCAUUUGGGUCUAUGAUGAUAGUACUGUUACUAGCAGACAUUAGUAGAUUAGUAUUGAAUUUAUCCUCUUCAUUACCAUAUGCAUAAUGAUCGUGAUGACUAAAAAUGUUUCUAAAUAUUCCAUUACUACUUCAUUGAGUUGUAUAUGUGGCUUGUACAUACAAGCAUGGUUAUUUUUUUCUUUCGAUGUUAUUUUAACUGCUGUUAUGAUCAUGUUGUGGUGUGCUUAUCAUGUUUAUACAUUAUCAAAUAAAGUGGGCAGUCUAUUGCAAACAAAGAGACAAAGAAUUACAACAAUUCUAGUCACAGAAAUGUCAAUGUUCCAUUGUUGACUGCAUGUAGUGAAUGUGUCCCACUACAAGACAUUACAAAUAUACUAUAAUUGCACUGUUUAUCAAAUUAUACAAAAUUCCUGUGGUCGUGGUUGGACGGGGCAGCUGCCAAUAUCCUUAUUUGGGCAUAUUUUGCCUCCAAAAGUGAAGCUUUGACCACACUCAAGCUAUGGGUAAACAUCACUGCUAAUAAGUGUAAAAAUUUAUACUACA